AUGCUUUGCAGAUUUCUCAACCUCCACGAGCUGUGGGAACCACGAAUGCUGGUCACUGGACGGUACACCCUUAAGAAAGAGUUCCACCCUCUGUGCAGCGCAGACAAGUUCCGAGGACAAGACUUUGAGGUAGUAGAACCCGCUCUACGACUCCUCUCGCACUUGCUUCAUACUGACAUUGUGAUAGCCGCAUUCCAUGCAAUACUUUACGCAGACGUCCAGGGUCUCGAUGAUCUUGAUGCGAACAACCCCGGCGGGUACAUAGACUUCCGAGAGCAGAUCGAGCCACGGGAACGUGAGCGGACCAGGUCAGCUCUCGUGGAAGCUGCUCAGUAUCUGCAGAUCAUAGAAUUAGGGACCGCUGCUUUCACUUACGCGGAAGUCGCCAUCUCCCAGAAGACCUCCCUAGUACAGCCGUCAGAAGUCUUCUCACCGCGUGGCAUCCCGCAAGAUCUGGCGGAGAUAUGGUCAGUGCCGGCAGAAGAGACUUCACAUUACUCUUUGUCAGGCAACAGCAAGGAAGACAGACUGCUCUCCGGAGCUCGAGCCACAAUCUCAUACUCCAAGUUCCUGUUCGACGAUAUGCAUGAGUACUACAAGUCGUGCGGAGGAGAUCUCCAGCGACUGAGGUGGGUACUACCAUGGCUCAGCUUCGCAUCGACCUUGUUACACGAGCUUGGACAUGCUCUUUUCAGAAUGCGACCGAAGCCCACUGGAGUCGUUGAAGAACCUGCGAUUGCACCCGCUACUGUGAGUGAGAUCGGCUUCUCGCUCGAGCACAUCGCUUGGGAUGGCGUCCUCGAUUGUUGCAAUCCAGAAGGGUCAUUUGUGAUGACGGAGUGGCCAUCCCCUGGCCUUAAUGCGACUUACAAUCAUAUGGGCACGAGCAGAGCCGCUUCUGGCGCCGGUAUUAUUGAUCGAACCUGGUAUCUGCCAUUGGCAUGGGCCCAGCUCCUUUUCCACGAUGAUUUCUGGACCUCUGAUGGACCAAGGCUGGGAGUGCAAGCAUUGCGAGCACCUCGGAUUAGUGGUUAUGCUGAUAUCGUGGAGCCUUGCACCUGCCGGCUUGAGGAGAAGGAGAGAGCGCCAGAGCUAGACGGUGAGGCGAUCGCGAUGUGUAAGUCAACUUAUAGAGUCGUCGAAGAUCCCGCCUGCAAGAUAGGACAAUGGGACUAUCACCCGGACAGACGUCGAAGCCUUUCUCUAGGCAUCAGGACCACCGAUGUGGCGCCCGAAGGGUAUCUGAUGCUCUGGGACGGUACAUUAGUGGCAUGUCAAUACAAGACAAAAGUUGAGAGGGCUAUAGCGGAGUGCACUCGCAUACCCACCUUUUUCAAGCGGUAUUGGAUAGAUGCUAUGUGA
Recurvomyces mirabilis is the source of this 1362-nucleotide messenger RNA. RefSeq lists its product as uncharacterized. The transcript is spliced from 2 exons. Lineage: Eukaryota; Fungi; Ascomycota; Dothideomycetes; Mycosphaerellales; Teratosphaeriaceae. The record is from RefSeq and is a predicted model, not a curated record. Bases 1 to 1362 code for a protein of 453 amino acids.